UGUCUUAUUUUUUGUUUAGGGUGAAUGAAAAUUUAAUUGUGUCCAAUUGUUUUUGUUUACCUUAUUGAAUUUUUAUCUAUUAACUUGGUGAUUUGGAUUGUGGUUUAAUUAAGGAUUAUCCUGUGUGUCAUCAGAAAAUAUUCCAUGGAUCAAGCAUGAACGGAUUCUCAUUUAGUGGAUUUUGCUGCCUUUUCUGCUGCCCUCCGUGUCCAGGUAGAAUAGCAGCCAAGUUGGCAUUUCUCCCACCUGAACCAACUUACAAUUUUGUUUUGGAUGAGAAAAAUAAUAAAUUUACACUUGAUUUAAGCCAACGAGCCGAAUGGCAAUAUCUUCCAAGGGAAUUAGAUCAAAUUGAGGUCUUUUUUGCCCGUUCCUCCCGAGGUAAUCGUAUUGCUUGUAUGUAUGUUCGUGCCUGCCCCAAUCCAAAGUUCACCAUCCUUUUUAGCCAUGGUAAUGCUGUUGAUCUGGGUCAGAUGAGCAGUUUCUAUCUAGGACUUGGUUCUGAAAUCAAUUGUAAUAUAUUCAGUUAUGAUUAUUCUGGUUAUGGUGUCUCCAGUGGUAAACCUUCAGAAAAGAACCUAUAUGCAGACAUUGAUGCCGCCUGGCAGGCCCUGAGGUCUCAUUACGGUAUUAGCCCAGAGAAAAUUAUACUCUAUGGUCAAUCAAUAGGUACUGUGCCUACAGUUGACCUUGCCUCUCGUUAUGAGGUUGGUGCUGUGAUACUACACUCGCCACUUACGUCCGGUAUGAGAGUUGCUUUCUCAAACAUUAAACGAACCUGGUUCUUUGACGCAUUCCCAAGCAUUGAAAAAGCACCAAGAAUAACAUCACCCGUUUUAGUUAUCCAUGGAACUGAAGAUGAAAUAAUUGACUUUUCACACGGUUUAGCUAUGUACGAAAAAUGCCCCCGUGCUGUUGAACCUCUAUGGUUGGAAGGAGCUGGCCAUAACGAUGUCGAAUCUUAUGGCCAAUACUCUGAUAGAUUGAAUCAGUUUAUUAAUGUUGAUUUAAAUCAAAGCAACACUUGAUCCUUCAAAUAAUCGUCUAUCAUCAAGCAUGUAUUCCCCCCUCUUCAUCAAACGCUCUCAAUUUCUUUUGUCCUCUCUUCAAUUUCUUUCUAAUAUCUUUAUAUCUGUCUUUUUUUUCCUGCAACCAAAACAUCAUUUCUUUCUACGUCCCUUUACUUAUUUACAAUGUAUACCUGAAACUUGUUUUACCAAGUAUUUCUAUGAAUCUUAGCUUCAAACAUACCAAUUCAGCCUAUCCCCAUAUCAUCAUUUUGAGAUGCAUUCUCGUUUUUCUCACUUUCUCUUUUUUGAUCAGGUAUCCAUCAAAGCGUGUUUUUUACCUGUUAAAACUCACUUUAUUUAAGAAAACAAAACUUCUUUAUCAACCUAUCUAUACAUAUUUAUAAAUAUAAACUCUAUCUCUUCUCUUUCCUCCUAUUCUCAUGUCUCUCUAUCUCUUCCUUCUUAUUAUUCCUCUCUUAAUCCUUCUUCUUUCACUUUUCUAUGUCUUUCUAAUCUAUUUCUUUUUCUUUUCCUUGCGCCUUAUCCAUGAAAUAAUUUGGCUGCACAACACAAAAAACACAAACACACACACACAAGCAAACUUAAAAAACAUACACGUAUUAAAAUCAUUUCUUGAGUAAAA
Molecule: messenger RNA, 1653 nt
Organism: Tetranychus urticae (two-spotted spider mite)
Lineage: Eukaryota; Metazoa; Arthropoda; Arachnida; Trombidiformes; Tetranychidae
Product: alpha/beta hydrolase domain-containing protein 17B
Biological process (GO): protein depalmitoylation
Cellular component (GO): plasma membrane; endosome membrane
Molecular function (GO): palmitoyl-(protein) hydrolase activity
Source: RefSeq, a predicted model, not a curated record